AUGGCUCUGCGCGUACCACAGUCGGCUGGCCCUCAGCUGUUCAAGGAGGGCUACAAGAACCUCCAGGGGCUGGAAGAGGCGGUAAUCCGGAACAUUCAGGCAACCAAGGAAAUGAGCGAGAUUACGCGGACGUCGUUUGGACCGAACGGGCGCAACAAGAUGGUGGUGAACCACCUGGAGAAGCUGUUUGUGACCAACGACGCGGCGACAAUCAUCCGUGAGCUGGAGGUUGUGCACCCGGCAGCCAAGCUGAUUGUGAUGGCCAGCCAGCAGCAGGAGGCCGAGGCUGGCGACGGAACCAACUACGUGAUCAUUUUUGCCAGCGAGCUGCUGCAGCGGGCCGAGGCGCUGCUGCGCAUGGGCCUGCACCCGUCAGAGAUUGCGCGCGGCUACGAGCUGGCGCUGAAGGAGUCGCUGGACGCGCUGGAGGGUCUGGCAGUGGACGAGAUCAAGGACUGGAGAAGCAAGGACGAGCUGCUCAAGGCGAUCAAGACGGCGAUCGCGUCGAAGCAGUACGGACAGGAGGACAUCCUGGGUGCGCUGGUGGCCGAGGCGGUGGUGACGGCGAUGCCGGCACGCGACCACUCGCGGUUCAAUGUCGACAACGUGCGUGUAGUCAAGGUUAUGGGCGGCGGCCUGAGCCAGAGCCGCGUCGUGCACGGUAUGGUCUUCCCGCGGUCCCCUGAGACCGUGUGCCGGCGGGCCAACUUUGCAAAGGUGGCGGUGUUCUCGUGCCCUGUGGACAUGGGCCAGACCGAGACCAAGGGGACUGUGCUGCUGCAUAACGCCAACGAGAUGCUGGACUACACCAAGGGCGAGGAGGCGCAGAUGGAGAAGGUUGUGCGCGAGCUGCAUGACGCUGGUAUCAAGGCGAUCGUGUGCGGAUCGGGCAUCGGCGACCUGGCCAUCCAUUACCUGAACCGCUAUGAUAUGGUUGCUGUCAAGUGCCCGUCAAAGUUUGAGCUGCGUCGUGUGUGCCGGGUCCUGGGUGCCAACCCGCUGGCGCGCCUCGGCGUUCCUAUGGCCGAGGAGAUGGGAUACUGCGACGAGCUGCGUACCGACGAGAUCGGCGGCGACCGCGUCACAAUCAUCCGCCAGUGGUCGGCUGACGAGCUGACAGCCAGUGGCAGGGCCGACGAGCGCCCGGCCUUUGCCGAUCGCAUCCAGAAGUCGCCGCUGGUGACGAUUGUGCUGCGCGGCGCUACUACCAAUGCCCUGGACGAUGCUGAGCGUGCGGUCGACGACGGUGUCAACGUCAUCAAGGCUCUGACCAAGGACUCGCGGCUGGUGCCGGGUGCGUGUGCGGCCGAGAUGGAGCUGGCCCGCAUUGUGCAGGAUGCCGCCGACAAGACCGCCGGUAUGAACCAGCACGCAAUGAAGGCGUUCGCGCAGGCGCUGGAGGUGUUUGCGCGCACGCUCGGCGACAACGUCGGUGUGGACAGCACAGCGCUGGUGGCCAAGCUGAUUGCUGCCCACCACUCGAAGACCGGCGAUGUCGCGGGCCCGACCAUCGGCAUUGACGUCGACUACGAGCACGAGCCGCGGGUGCUUGAUGCCCACAAGGCGGGCAUCCUCGACCCACUGGCUGCUGCGCUGACCGUCCUGCAGAUCGACCAGAUCAUCAUGGCCAAGACCGCCGGCGGACCCAAGCUGCCCAAGCAGCAGGGCCACUGGGACGACCAGGACUAG
Linderina pennispora is the source of this 1689-nucleotide messenger RNA. Its product is annotated as T-complex protein 1. The record is from RefSeq and is a predicted model, not a curated record. The transcript is spliced from 2 exons. Gene Ontology annotation, cellular component: chaperonin-containing T-complex. Gene Ontology annotation, biological process: protein folding. The coding region runs from base 1 to 1689 and encodes 562 amino acids. Lineage: Eukaryota; Fungi; Kickxellomycota; Kickxellomycetes; Kickxellales; Kickxellaceae. Gene Ontology annotation, molecular function: ATP-dependent protein folding chaperone; ATP hydrolysis activity; ATP binding.